Messenger RNA from Prorocentrum cordatum, 1644 nucleotides. NCBI's taxonomy places the organism in Eukaryota, Dinophyceae, Prorocentrales, Prorocentraceae. The record is from the annotation of a GenBank genome assembly.
AUGCCUCGACGGGCCGCCACGGGGGCCACCGGAGGCCCGCGCCGCACCUGCCGCACGAGCUCCGCCUGCACCUGGACCGCCUCUCGACCGCGCGCGCGCUGGAGCGCCUCGGCCUGUUCGCCGCGCCCGCCGCGGACGAGGAGCCCGCGCCGCUGCCCAAGCUGCCGCACAACCUGCGACAUCCUCUCGGCGUUCGACACCUUCUGCGAACGCGCGGCCGAUGGGACGAAGCAGCUGGCCGCCGGCGACAUCGGCCGCGCGCUCAUGCUCGCGGGCAUCUUCGGCACCGCGAUGGACUUGGAGGAGACCCGUCCGCUGACGCGGACAGAGUUUGUGGCGUUGGGCCACCUGGCCUUGGUAUCGCCGCUGACGGAGAUGCAGCGCAGCAAGGUCGCGCUGCUCUUCCGGGAGUACGAUAAGGAUGGUUCCAGCACUCUCGAUCGCACCGAGUUGCCCGCCCUCUUCGAGGACAGUUUCGCGAUCACCCACUCCGAUGAGGUCGACAGCGCCGCGCACGAGGUGGACUGCGAGAGCUACCGCGCCAACACCGUCUGCCAGGAGGGUGAGAUCGACGAGACCGGGUUCCUAUGGAUCGUUGCACGCCUUGUGCGGAAGCACGAGCGCGACUAUUUGCUGCUCCGCGCCAUCCGCGAGCUGGCUGGCAACAGUAGCGGCACAGAGGAGAUGCAGCUGACCGUGGACAUGAUGAAGCAGAAUUCGCACCUGCAAGGGCUCUCAGACGAACAGUGGCAGGAGUUGUUCUGGGCCGUCGGACUCGAUACGGGGCGAGGCGCCUCCAGGGGCAACGAGGUGAAGUUCGAAGCGAUUCUUGCCGCGUUGAUUGCGCAGGUGCAGCUGGAGGAGGGCUUGGAUCGACCCGCGCGCAAUGGGCAGCCAGAGCGGAGGGCACUUCUGCCGCCUUUCGAAGCUGACAGAAUUAGCAGGCAACGAUCAGCGAGCGGCAGGAGGAGGAGUAGUAGAACGCUAGAGGAGCCACAGUCGGAGCACUUUGGUCUUGCGAAGAGGAUGGUGUUGGACCAGCGAAUCUGCGAGAAGCGCAUUCGACCAGUGAGCAGCCACCAGCCUGCGCUGUGCGAGAGCCAUGUGCCGGUAGAGCCAGUCCCGACUCCUAAGUCGGCCCCGAGCAGCAUCCCGAGAGAGACUUCCCAGUCGGACAUCUUGGAGCAGUUCGAGCGUCAUCAUGGCGGUGGUCGGAGCAGCUACGCCAGCCAGCUCGAUCACAUUCCCAGUGCGAAUCUCCGGAGGCGUCAUAGAAUCCUUAUUCUGCUGGAGGAGCCGAAUAGCUCCAAGCUUGCGCAGAUCCUGUCUACGGUCCUGGCUGUCACGAUCUGCCUAUCCAUGCUUGGGCUCUUCAUGGAGACCUUGCUUGGCGAAGGAGACGAGGUGGGUUCUGUGACGUCGCCAUGGUUUUGGGUGGAGUUGUUGUUCACAACGAUGUUCACCCUGGAGUUGUUGGUCCGUUUCUGGGCCUGCGGUGCGCUAGGUGCCUCAGCAAUGGCAGAGUUCUUCCUGAAGCCGAGUAAUGCUCUCGACUUGAUGAGCGUGCUUCCCAUGGCACUGUGGCGGACUUCCACGCGCUUUUCCCGAACCUCUACAUCGCAGAAUUCCAUCUCUUCCGCAUAG